CUGCCUAUCUAUUUAAAGCUUCAAACUACUCUUAGUCCUUUAACUUCUCUCCUAUUCUUUCUUUUAGUCUCUGAGUUGGGUUGGUACUUUGGGAACAUGGAGAGCCAGAGCCAGUACAUUGGGAGCAAUAGUGGGAUGGAUGGGGUGGAUCAGAAGGAAGGGAAGGUAGCAAACCAGAGAAAAGCAGGGACUUGUGAGUCAAUUCUGAGGAUUUUGGCCUUCAUGCUAACUCUAACUGCAGCUGUAGUUCUUGGGGUCAGUAAACAAACCGAAAUUGUGUCAGUGAAGAUCCUCCCAACCUUGCCUCCUAUUGAUGUUCCAGCCACUGCUAAGUGGCAUUACUUAUCUGCUUUUGUGUACUUUGUGGUAGCAAAUGCCAUAGCAUGUGCAUAUGCAGCAUUUUCCCUAGUCCUUUUGUUUGCGAAUCGGGGCACCAAGAGCAGCUUAGGGCUGGUGAUCAUCUUCCUUGAUCAGUUAAUGGUGGCAUUGCUCUUCUCCUGCAAUGGAGCCGCCGCGGCAAUUGGUCUGAUGGGGUACCAAGGGAAUUCACAUGUGCAAUGGAACAAGGUCUGCAACGUGUUCGGGCGAUUUUGUAACCAUGCGGCAGCUGCAAUAGUCCUGUCCCUGCUUGCAUCUCUAGUAUUUAUGUACCUAGUUGGGCUUGCUGCCUUAGGCCUCCACAGGCGGUCUAAGUAGAAUAAUGGCAUGCACUGCACCCUCUAAUUUGCAAUACCUAUAACAGAGGUAGAGCCCAAUUUUUAUUCUCCAUGUCAAGUACUAGCUAGUUUGGUGUGUGCAUAAUAAAUAAAUUUGAUUUCUUUCACCAA
Molecule: messenger RNA, 827 nt
Organism: Prunus avium (sweet cherry)
Lineage: Eukaryota; Viridiplantae; Streptophyta; Magnoliopsida; Rosales; Rosaceae
Product: CASP-like protein 1E1
Source: RefSeq, a predicted model, not a curated record